AUGUGUAACACCUACUACAACACUGCAACACUUACCACUGUAACAACUACUGGAGCACCUACCACUGUAACAACUACUGCAGCACCGACUACUGUAACAACGACUGCAGCACUCACGACUGUAACAACUACUGCAGCACCGACUACUGUAACAACUACUGCAGCACCGACUACUGUAACAACUACUGCAGCACCUACUACUGUAACAACGACUACAACUACUGCAGCACCGACUACUGUAACAACAACUGCAGCACCUACCACUGUAACAACUACUGCAGCACCUACCACUGUAACAACGACUGCAACACUAACUACUGUAACAACGCCCUUAGCACCUACCACUGUAACAACUACUGCAACACCUACCACUGCAACAACUACUGCAACACCUACCACUGUGACGACUACUGCAACAUCUACCACUGUAACAACUACUGCAACACCUACCACCGCAAUAACGGCUGCAACACCUACUACUGUAGCAACGCCCUUGGCACCUACCACUGUAACACCUAUUGCAACACCUAACACUGCAACAACGGCUGCAACACCUACUACUGUAACAACGCCCUUAGCACCUACCACUGUAACAACUACUGCAACACCUACCACAGUAACAACUACUGCAACACCUACCACUGUAACAACGCCCUUAGCACCUACCACUCUUACAACUACUGCAACACCCACCACUACAACAACGGCUGCGGCACCUACCACUCUUACAACUACUGCAACACCCACCACUACAACAACGGCUGCGGCACCUACCACUCUAACAACUACUGCAGUACCUACCACAGUUACGACUAGUGUACUGACUACGACUAUAGCAACUACUGCAGCACCUACCACUGCGAGUACUGCGAUGGCGACGUCAGGAGCAGAUUCCUGUGUGUCGGACUGUGCUGGUCUACAAGGAAGCUUCCACUCCUGUGGGGGAGGAUGUGAUCACUAUGUAGUGUGCUCAGUGAACGGUGCCUUUCCAAACAUCUGCCCGCCAGGAACGCUGUGGGACGAUAAGUCCAAGUUUUGUAAUUUCCCCCCAUCACCAACAUGCAGUUAGAUGCUCAGAUGCUGCCUUAGUACACGCAUUGCGAUUCUUUAACACAAUGCAACCACUCUGUAUUAACAUUUCCCAAAACAUAAGGAUGACUUCGUCAGAGGACAUCUGACAGUGGCAGCCUUUCAAAGAGUUACAACACAUACUGUAAAAUAGGCUCAAAAUAUACUUCAAGAAAUUUCGUUUUUUAAGACAACAUCAUUCUUCAAUCGUUCAAAACCAGUUUCUCCGUUCCAUCCUUUGCGCUUGAUGAACUCGGCUGAUACGGAAGCUGCAGGUUCAUACUCAUAACCUCCCCCGGACCAGUGAUGUGUGUGACUGGAGAUAGUUAUGGCAGGAAAGUUCUGGUUGACUGAAUGAAAAGGAUGCACAUAUUUGUGGCUUCACUCUUCCAUGUAAUGGAUUAAUACACAUUUGCUUUUCACUGUUUUGUAAAUUAAGAAUGAAGACUAUAAAUUGUUUUGUUCGUAA
This is a messenger RNA of Haliotis rubra (blacklip abalone), 1536 nucleotides long. Its product is annotated as cell wall protein DAN4-like. The record is from RefSeq and is a predicted model, not a curated record. The coding region runs from base 1 to 1068 and encodes 355 amino acids. Gene Ontology annotation, molecular function: chitin binding. NCBI's taxonomy places the organism in Eukaryota, Metazoa, Mollusca, Gastropoda, Lepetellida, Haliotidae. The transcript is spliced from 3 exons. Gene Ontology annotation, cellular component: extracellular region.